GUGUGAAAUAUGUAGCGAAGAGGAAGCUAAGUACAGAUGUCCACGCUGCAUGAAAUAUUCAUGCAGUCUAUUGUGUGUAAAGAAGCAUAAGCUUGCACUGAGCUGUAACGGAGUCAGGGAUAAAACAGCAUUUGUCCCUGUAAAUAAAUUUACUGACUUGAACCUUUUGAGUGAUUAUCGUUUUCUGGAAGAUGUAGGAAGGACAGCUGAUGCUGCUGCUCGACAUCCUACUGCGCAUAGUCCAGCAACAAAAAAAAUUUUAUAUUGCUUGAGAAACAAAGCUCGAAAGUGUAAUAUUGACCUGAGGACACUGCCCAUUGGAUUUACAAAAAGAAGGGAAAAUUCAACCACCUUCAAUGGCACGGAGAAAAAGUUCUACUGGCAUUUGAAGCUCGUAUUUCCUCACUGUCAUGCUGAAUACACAUUAAAAGGGGUGCCUGAAGAUAAAAGACUUGCUGAUAUCCUCAAGCCAUACAUUGAUCCAGUGGAGUCAGAUCCUGUGGUUUGUCAACGAUUAAAAAUCUAUACAGCAUCUCCUCAGUCAGAUGUACAAAUUUUAAUGAAAAUAGAAAACAGGAGACAAAACUCUGUCAGGUACAAUGAACUAGAUGCCAGUAGAAGCCUCCUGGACAAUUUGAAAGGCAAAGUAAUAAUUGAGUAUCCAACACUAUUUGUGGUCUUGAAAACACUGAAGAAUGACAUGGUAGUUCUUGGCCAAGAUACCAGUGGACCUGCAGAGAACUCGGACAAUGAAAGUUCAUCCAUUUCAUCUGUGGAAGAAGGGGAAAUUCGGGACAGUCAAACCACAGUUCAGAGUGACAUGUUGCG
This is a messenger RNA of Merops nubicus (carmine bee-eater), 828 nucleotides long. RefSeq names its product zinc finger, HIT-type containing 6 (gene ZNHIT6). The annotation marks the transcript as partial. Gene Ontology annotation, cellular component: pre-snoRNP complex; nucleus. The record is from RefSeq and is a predicted model, not a curated record. The transcript has 10 exons. Lineage: Eukaryota; Metazoa; Chordata; Aves; Coraciiformes; Meropidae. Gene Ontology annotation, biological process: snoRNA localization; box C/D snoRNP assembly; maturation of LSU-rRNA from tricistronic rRNA transcript (SSU-rRNA, 5.8S rRNA, LSU-rRNA).